Messenger RNA from Fusarium fujikuroi IMI 58289, 642 nucleotides. Its product is annotated as probable 40S ribosomal protein S5. Lineage: Eukaryota; Fungi; Ascomycota; Sordariomycetes; Hypocreales; Nectriaceae. Gene Ontology annotation, biological process: ribosomal small subunit assembly; translation. The transcript is spliced from 3 exons. Bases 1 to 642 code for a protein of 213 amino acids. Gene Ontology annotation, cellular component: ribosome; cytosolic small ribosomal subunit. The record is from RefSeq and is a predicted model, not a curated record. Gene Ontology annotation, molecular function: mRNA binding; rRNA binding; structural constituent of ribosome.
AUGUCUGACGCCGGCGAGAUCGAGGUCGAGAACUCCGCCCUCUAUGAGGUGCUCCCCAAGGAUGUUGUCAAGGAGGUUGGCAAUGUCAAGCUCUUCAACAAGUGGGACUACGAUGUCGAGGUCCGCGACAUCUCCCUGACUGACUACAUUUCCCUGCGAAACCCCGUCUACGUCACCCACACUGCUGGCCGUUAUGCUACAAAGCGAUUCCGCAAGGCCAACUGCCCCAUCAUUGAGCGAUUGACCAACUCUCUGAUGCACCACGGCCGCAACAACGGAAAGAAGCUUAUGGCUGUCCGAAUUGUCGCCCACGCCUUCGAGAUCAUCCACCUCAUGACCGAUCAGAACCCCAUCCAGGUCGCUGUCGACGCCAUCGUCAACUGCGGUCCUCGCGAAGACUCUACCCGAAUUGGUUCCGCCGGUACCGUCCGACGACAAGCCGUUGAUGUCUCUCCCCUCCGCCGAGUUAACCAGGCUAUCUCUCUCCUCACCACUGGUGCUCGCGAGGCCUCUUUCCGCAACGUCAAGUCCAUUGCUGAGUGCCUUGCUGAGGAGCUGAUCAACGCUGCCAAGGGUUCCAGCAACUCUUAUGCUAUCAAGAAGAAGGACGAGUUGGAGCGUGUGGCCAAGAGCAACCGAUAA